Molecule: messenger RNA, 2000 nt
Organism: Myotis brandtii (Brandt's bat)
Lineage: Eukaryota; Metazoa; Chordata; Mammalia; Chiroptera; Vespertilionidae
Gene: CUNH9orf152
Product: chromosome unknown open reading frame, human C9orf152
Exons: 3
Coding region: 583-1236 (217 amino acids)
Source: RefSeq, a predicted model, not a curated record
UGAGGCAGCAGCAGAGGGCCCAGGCGCACUUCGUGGUGCUCCCGAAAGAGAAGCACAGGGCACUUUGAGUAUCUGUAAAGGUUUCCAUGUUGUAAAGGUUUCCAUCCCAGAACACACAGCCGUAGUUAAGAAAACGGUACCGCGGGUCCGAAGCAGGAACCAGUCUUCAGAAUUCCCACUGGAGUUAGUGUUUGCGGGACAGUGACUUUGCAGACGUGGCCGCCUGGGCCCUUGUUUCUCCUGGAUUCCCAGGCCUGGAGCGCAGGGGCUGCCCCUGACUCCGUCCCCCAGCGCCCUCCACUCCUGCCAGACACUGUCACCUCCUGGGCCUCCUGCAGGCGGCAAAGGCCAGAAUGCUCCAGGGAGCUGCACUGACGUUCAGGAGGCCACUCCAGGCUGGUCACAGGCCUGCUUUCUGUAGGAGCAUGGCUUCCACACACCCAUCCCCACAGCCCGCACUGCCACCAAGCGCUGACAGUCAUGACCAGAUUCUACAGUGUAACGAUAGGCCCCUGAAGAAGAGAGAGACUUUGGUCCGCACACUCACCCCUGAAGCUGUUCAGGGAAGCAGUGGGUGCUGCAAUGUGUCCCCAGAGCACAGUCUGUGGGAAGAAGGGCCAGCCCCCCAAAAGGAGCUGCUUCGAACACAAUGCCUCCCUCCUCGCCGUGGGUGGUAAACCCAUGGUCAGAGUCCCAGGACACACCGCCCGAGGGAACACGUCUGCUCCUGCUGAAUCCAUGGUCAGUGCUGUUUGGAUUAACAAGGAGAGGAGGCACUCACUGUCCCAGGACAAGGUGGACCCUGAGGCAGCGGGGAUGCUGGAGGAGGCGGACAGUGGCUAUCUGCAGGUCCCCAGGUCUCCAUGGCACACGCACCUACAGAUGUACUGCUCGGUCCAGACCUUCCACCAGGACGCCGGCCAGCAAGUCAAACACCAAGGCAUGUUCCGGGGCUCUGAGCAAAGGCUUCCUCAGGAGAGAGACUCGGGCUUGUUGGAAAGCAAGCAGGUGACUCAGCAAGAGACCACGACCCCAGAGGCAGCCCAGCAUGAACAUCAAGUGGACCAUCCCCAAACACAGACAGUGGGGUCCGGCUUCCACAACGGCCUUCAGGGUCCUUCCUCCAUCAAGAACCCACAACGGCCUGGAAAACCAGCGCACUAUCCAUUUCCCCAGAGGAAAGCGCCCAGGAUCUCCCAAGCUGCCCGGAACCUGGGCUUAUAUGGCCCCCCCUGAGGCUUUCUCCUCAGCCAGAUGUCCCAUCCUUGAGGCCAGCUCUGGUCUCAUCACAGAACCCGGAGGCAGAGCCACCAGGGGGACCCCUCGCUAUCAGCAGAACUGGGCUACCUCACUGGUAGGGAUUGUGGGAAAUGAACUUCACAGUGGGCACAUGGUCUUGUCCUUCAGAAAAGAAGAGCUUGCCCAGAGCAGAUGGCUCACAGUUCAGGAUGAAAGAGCGCUGUCUGACCCAUGCAGCCCGUUCCGCUCACACAAGAAGACAUUGCUACGUUGCGGGGGAGCCCUGGAGGCCCGUUCCUUAGGGAGGUCCAGCAGGACACCUGCUCAGUCCCUAGAACCAGGGAACCAGUUUGAAACAUAAAACAGGGACCCUGGCCAAUGGGAUGCCCUAGCAGUGCCCCAGAGUCAACGAACGUGGACAAUCUGGUUUCCAAUAUCUUCUGGUGAUUUCUCACAUGUUCUGGAGAAGAUGGGCUCUGAGGAUUGGCUUUUUCUGGUUGCUCUGCCUGGAGGCCAGCUUAUGUACAAGUCAGUACGUUCACUGUAGUGACCACACCAUUUCAGCUUGAGCUUCCCAAAGUAUGGUCACCCUGGGUAAAGAGGGGCGGAACAAUGCCACCUGCCACUUUGUUCUUUGAGGGGUCUUGGGAAGGUUUGGUCACCUCUCACCUCUCACCGAGACUGCACAUUCCAGUGUCAUCACAGAUUUACUUCCUCCUGUCCUUCCCUUCCUCACUCCCUUUUCCCUCCUUCCCUCCCUC